UACUUAGUAUAAAUUAUACAAAGAACAUUCAUUGAUAUUUUCAGUACAUGAAUUAAUAAGAUGUCAACCCUUACAUUGUUCCCUCCACAUUCUCUUUGAAACAGUCAAUAAUAUCCAAUCAUGCAUGUCUGUUCUGAUCAUAAGUGCAAAAUCGUAUGCAUAGAAAAUUGAGAGUUGAGUUAGAGUCAUUUUCUAUAUAUUAAAAAUUCAAUAGAAUGUGUGACAUUACUUUCAAGAAAGAAAAAAUUGUACUACAUAAGAAUCUAUUUUAUUUUAUUUUUUCUGAUUUGAGUUAAUUUCUUUUUAUGCUUCUUGAUUUCUCUCACUUAUUGAUUCAAUGAAGCUCAAAAAUAAGUUCAUAUUGUUGAUUCUAUUUCUGCAUUGUGUUAUUUUCAAUGUUGAAUCAAAGUGUGUGAAAGGGUGUGAUGUAGCUUUAGCUUCAUACUAUAUCAUGCCUUUAGUACAACUCUCAAAUAUAACAACAUUUAUGCAAUCAAAGAUUGUUAAAAAUUCUCCUAAAGUUAUAAUGAGCUAUAAUAAAGACAUAGUAUUUAGUAAUGAUAAUCUAUUUUCAUAUUUUAGAAUCAACAUUCCAUUCCCAUGUGAAUGUAUUGGAGGCGAAUUUCUCGGUCAUGUGUUUGAGUAUUCUUCUUCUGAAGGAGAUACUUACGAUUUGAUUGCGAAUACUUAUUAUGCAAGUUUGACAACUGUUGAGGUUUUGAAAAAGUUCAAUAGUUAUGAUCCAAAUCAUAUACCUGUUAAGGCUAAGGUUAAUGUUACUGUAAAUUGUUCUUGUGGGAAUAGUCAGAUUUCAAAAGAUUAUGGCUUGUUUAUUACUUAUCCACUAAGGGCUAGGGAUAAUCUUCAAAAGAUUGCAAGUGAUUCUGAACUUGAUGAAGGGUUGAUACAGAGUUUCAAUUCUGGUGUCAAUUUUAGCAAAGGGAGUGGGAUUGUGUUCAUUCCAGGAAGAGAUCAAAAUGGAGAUUAUGUUCCCUUGUAUCCUAGAACAGGUCUUGCUAAAGGUGCAGCUAUUGGUAUAACUAUAGCAGGAAUAUUUGGACUUCUAUUAAUAGUUAUUUGUAUAUAUGUCAAAUACUUCCAAAAGAAGGAAGAAGAGAAAGUUAAACUUCCACAAACUUCUAUUGCACUUUCAACUCAAGAUGGUAAUGCCUCUGGUAGUGGAGAAUAUGAAACAUCAGGAUCCAGUGUGCCUGGUACUGGUAGUACUGCUGGUCUUACGGGCAUUAUGGUCGCAAAGUCAACAGAAUUUUCGUAUCAAGAACUAGCUAAAGCUACAAAUAACUUCAGCUUGGAGCAUAAAAUUGGUCAAGGUGGAUUUGGAGCUGUCUAUUAUGCAGAACUUAGAGGCGAGAAAACAGCGAUUAAGAAGAUGGACGUACAAGCGUCGACAGAAUUUCUUUGUGAGUUGAAAGUCUUAACACAUGUUCAUCACUUGAAUCUGGUGAGGUUGAUUGGAUAUUGCGUCGAGGGGUCACUUUUCCUUGUAUAUGAACAUAUUGACAAUGGAAACUUGGGUGAAUACUUGCAUGGUAUAGGCAGAGAACCAUUACCAUGGUCUAGCAGAGUGCAAAUUGCUCUUGAUUCAGCAAGAGGUCUUGAAUACAUUCAUGAACACACUGUACCUGUGUAUAUCCAUCGCGAUGUAAAAUCCGCAAAUAUAUUGAUAGACAAAAACUUACGCGGAAAGGUCGCGGAUUUUGGCUUGACCAAACUUAUUGAAGUUGGAAACUCCACACUUCACACUCGUCUCGUUGGAACUUUUGGUUACAUGCCACCUGAAUAUGCUCAAUAUGGUGAUGUAUCUCCAAAAAUAGAUGUGUAUGCUUUCGGAGUUGUUCUUUAUGAACUUAUAUCUGCAAAGAAUGCUAUUCUAAAGACAGGUGAAUCUGUUGCUGAAUCAAAGGGUCUUGUAGUCUUGUUCGAAGAAGCACUUAAUCAGAUUGAUCCUUUAGAAGGUAUUCGCAAAUUGGUCGAUCCUAGGCUGAAAGAGAACUAUCCAAUUGAUUCUGUUCUAAAGAUGGUUGAACUUGCAAGAGGAUGUACAAGAGACAAUCCACUACUACGUCCAAGUAUGAGAUCUAUAGUUGUUGCUCUUAUGACACUUUCAUCACCAACUGAAGAUUGUUAUUAUGACACUUCCUAUGAAAAUCAAUCUCUCAUAAAUAUACUCUCACUCAGAUGAACGUUUUGUUUUGUGUUCAAAUUUCAUUUCCCAAAAAUUCAGAAUGUCCUAGAUCUCAAGAAGACAUGGUGUAAUUAUUUUUUGUGAAGUAGUAAACACUAAAGUAAUUCAAAUUUAUUUGUAAGUUUUUUUUUUAAUGAAAUAUACUAGUACAAUAUUUGUUUGUUUUUUAA
Trifolium pratense (red clover) is the source of this 2376-nucleotide messenger RNA. Its product is annotated as lysM domain receptor-like kinase 3. Bases 338 to 2203 code for a protein of 621 amino acids. The transcript is spliced from 12 exons. Gene Ontology annotation, biological process: protein phosphorylation; innate immune response. NCBI's taxonomy places the organism in Eukaryota, Viridiplantae, Streptophyta, Magnoliopsida, Fabales, Fabaceae. Gene Ontology annotation, molecular function: ATP binding; transmembrane receptor protein kinase activity. The record is from RefSeq and is a predicted model, not a curated record.